Malassezia vespertilionis is the source of this 237-nucleotide messenger RNA. RefSeq lists its product as uncharacterized. Bases 1 to 237 code for a protein of 78 amino acids. Gene Ontology annotation, biological process: mitochondrial translation. NCBI's taxonomy places the organism in Eukaryota, Fungi, Basidiomycota, Malasseziomycetes, Malasseziales, Malasseziaceae. The transcript has 2 exons. Gene Ontology annotation, cellular component: mitochondrial small ribosomal subunit. The record is from RefSeq and is a predicted model, not a curated record. Gene Ontology annotation, molecular function: structural constituent of ribosome.
AUGAAAGUGGACAAGCUCAAGGUGCGCCCCAAGAAGCUGGCCGCAAACGCGCCAUGUGCGGCCGAGUUUGCAACAGUGCUAGCGUGCUGGGCGAGCACCAGCGAUAUUCGCUCGCAAACAGCGUGUCUGGAGCAGACCAAGGCGCUGCGCGAUUGCAUGGCUACUCGGCGCCCUAAGGUGAACAAGAGCAAGCCUACAGUGAAUUACCAUCUUGCGCGUUUUUCGAAGCGAGUUUAG